UCUUGUGCCCAUCGUCACGUGACGGAAGUUAGCUUGUGUCGUGUAGAGUUGAGAUCAGCUGCCGCGAUCCUUUGGUGAAGUUGAUGCGUGUGACGCCGCUAUUGUCUUUAAGUCUGUUUGGUUUGGCUGUGAUGCUGUAACGCGAGACGUCGUGAACCGUUGAUUGAUAAAUGGAGCCGUACGGGUCGGACACGGAGGGGGACGAGCAAGAGACACCGCUGCUUCACCGGGGGCACGGAGACAAAGCCCAGGGAGGUAAAGGAAAAAGAUCUCAGGGGUUACUAAAGAGCUAACAAUAACGUUCCUCGUGAGUGUAAUUUCGGGUACGAUAUGUCAAAAAGCGAAGGAGAAACAAGAGCUCAACAACGAUACGCCCCGGCAUGCUGUUCAGCACGCUAUGGCCUGGCGCUGCUCUCCUCCUAUGGCUUCUUUGUGGUUUACUCCUUGCGGGUGAACCUCAGUGUGGCCAUGGUGGACAUGCUUAACAACACCCACCCGUCAAGCACCAACCACAGCGGCUCAGUGUGUCCUGCACAUGCCGACCCUGCACGGCCCAAACACAACCACACGGCCAGCGUGUACAACUGGGACUCUGAGACACAGGGCUGGAUCUUGGGCUCCUUCUUCUACGGCUACAUCCUGACACAGGUACCCGGGGGCUACCUGGCUGGCCGCUGCGGACCCAAGUGGCUGAUGGGCUUUGGAAUCCUGGGAACUGUAGUUUUUACAUUGCUCACCCCUGUGGCUGCUGACCUGGGUUCAAGCUACCUCAUCGCUGUCAGGGUGCUGGAAGGGAUAGGAGAGGGAGUCACCUUCCCUGCAAUGUACACCAUGUGGGCAACGUGGGCCCCACCCCUGGAGAGGAGCCGACUGCUCACAAUUUCCUACAUUGGAGCCCAGCUGGGGACGGUUAUAUCUCUUCCUCUCUCUGGCGAAAUCUGCUUCUACCUGGACUGGACUUACGUCUUCUAUGUAUUCGGUGCUGUUGGCCUGGUGUGGUUUGUCUUGUGGGCCUUUCUUGUCUUUGACAGCCCAAACACUCACCCACGGAUAUCCGAGCGGGAGAGACUCUACAUCAACACAUCACUAAAGAACGAGCUGUCCACAUCUGCACGUGAUAUCCCCUGGCAAGCCAUACUGACAUCCAUACCGUUGUGGGCCAUUGUUGUGGCCCACUUCUCCUACAACUGGACCUUCUACACCCUCCUCACCCUGCUGCCAACCUACAUGAAUGACAUACUGGGAUUUAGCAUACAGCAGAACGGGAUGCUGUCGGCUCUUCCUUACUUGGGCUGCGCUGUGAUGGCUGUGCUGAGUGGCCAGUUUGCUGAUUACCUGCGGGAAACCUGCCAGUACCCCACCGUCAACGUCAGGAAGGCCUUCACUGUUAUUGGCAUGAUUGGGCCGGCGGUGUUCCUGGUGGCAGCAGGCUACACAGGCUGUAACUACAUUUUGGCUGUGGCCUUCCUCACCGUCUCCUCCUCUCUGGGCGGAGUCUCGGCCUCUGGCUUCAACAUCAACCACCUUGACAUCGCUCCUUCGUAUGCAGGUAUUCUCCUAGGAAUCACCAACACCUUCGCCACCAUUCCUGGUAUGGUGGGACCAGUCAUAGCAAGAGAGCUCACCAAACACAACACCAUAGAAGAAUGGCAGACUGUUUUCUACAUCGCUGCCGCCAUCAACCUGUUUGGAGCGACCUUCUACACUGUGUUUGGUCGAGGAACGGUGCAGCCCUGGGCUGUCCAAGCAUCUUACUCUCAUGGAGAUUGAGGCAGAAUACAAGUACUAGACUCAUCCAGCUGACAAAUCUGAAUUAUCAAAUGGACAAGUCUCACUUAUGACUGCUAGUCAGCUGUUAGUUCGCACAGCUAACUAACAGCGAGUAACGGCCAUAUUACCCUCAAGGAUAUUCUUUACUGUGACCAUGAGGACCCAGAAGUCUGUUCACAGAUAACCCAACACUCAUGCCAUAGACCAGAGGCAAUUGCAGUUUCAGUGAGGUGAGGUGAAUAUUUCUUGGAGGCAAAAAUAGUCAUUUAGGAAAGAAUUAUGAGUAGUGUUUGCUUGUCACAGUUGAAAAAGGGAACUCCGAUAGUUAGGCAGGUAGUUACAUGUUACUAUGUUUGAUUUAAAGCUGAAAGGUCAACAAGACUAAGUUAGAAAAAUAGCUAUAGGCUAUUUAAGCCUUGUUGAUUGCCAAAUGUUAUGAAAACCAUUGUAAAUAAGCUAUGAAAGACUUUUGUUGAAAUUUAACAGCCUGGACAUGUGAUUGGUUAGACAUUUAAAGGUAAUUUCAAUAUUUUUACAACUGGCCCCAAUAUUUAUAUAUUUUACUGUGUACAUAAUUCAUACUUACCAAAAGUUGGAAUUGGUCCAUUAGAUCGUUGAGCCUUGUGCUCUGCAAUGUAAUCCCCUGGGGCAGCUCUGACAGUCAAAGUUACCUCCAGUAAAAGGGCUUUUUCUGCUACUCAGAGGAUGAGAUGGUUACUCCAAGUUUCUGACAACAUCACGGGAAGGAGCCCAAACCAGAAGUAGAAGUCUCACUCACAGCAUUGCGAGAGGUGAGUUGUUGCAGGAAGAUGACAGUGAAGCUGGAAAGAGUAAAACUACCAGCAAAAAUUUAUUUCCAAAGUUGUGGCUGUAUAUUUAGCUGAUUUCAGGGAACCAAAUGAGGCAACAACACACCUCCCAUGAGAUUCCAGAGCAGGACUUCUCCUCGAGCAAGACUUGUGCCUCUGGUUAAAUAAAAAUGGAUUUUACUGCUUAACAAAAAGGUCUCACUCUGUAGGGAUUCUUUGUUUAAUGUUGUCAGACACUCAGAGUCACAGUCUCAUCCUGUGAGUGGCAGAAAUCCAAUUUAAUGGAUGCAACUUCGGCAGUCAGAGUUGCCCUAAAUUAUCAUGUUGCAGCUAUUGCAGCUGUGCCACGACUGCUAGCUGAGGUGAUCCACUGGACCAAUUUCAAAACUUUUGGCAAGUACGAAUAAUUUACACACCAAAGUGUGUGAAUAUAGAGCCCAGGUUUAAAAAGGCCAGAAUUCCUCUUUAACUUAAUAGGUUCAGUUGGCAUUUCUGUCUCCAGAGCACUUCUGCUUUCAGUUUUAUUUACCCUUAAAUGCCACAGUAAAUCCUCUUUAGUUUAAUUGGCAUAGUAAAAAUUCUACAUCAUAAAGAAGGAUGUUUUCUUUCAUUUGUGCCUGUAAGAUUUGGGGUAACCAAAUGUGCUACUUUGCAUUUAGUGAGUGAAGGUAAGUGUCGUUUUUAAGGGUUGGCUAAAAACUAUAUGCACAUGUGAUGAGCCUUUUUUGAGACAAUGUUGUGACUGCACACUGUUGUUUUUAUGGGGGGAAAUGCCUUACAGUGAAACCUGUUUAAAAUGAUUUUAAAGCUCUUUGUCUUUUGUGCAAUUCCAAAUAGACCUUUUUGAAGUAACUUGUCCUAUGGUGCGGUUAAGGGAUUUUAUGUGCAAAGCAGUAUGUAUUGUCUUUUCAGGUUAUGUCCACCAGGAACAUGUUUUAUCUUAGGUAAGAGCAUGUAACCAAUGAAUGUGCACGGGCCCUGGUAUUUUCAGUCUGUAACACUAAGAAGAUGCUAAGGUUUUGGCACCUUUCUGAUGAAUGCAAAGGGAAAAGUGCUUCAGACGGGCUCCUGGUGCACACAUUUGCACUUGGUGUGUUCUCAGGUAUUUUCUAAGGGUUGAAAAGGACUUUUGUUUACUUUUUACAGUUUGUUUGAUCUGUUACAUUGAGCCAUUUGUUCUCAAUUUUUAAGUAUCAUCUGAAUUAGAUCCCAUUUUAAAAUUAUUUCAGAUAUCACAGUUAACAACUUUAUGCAGUAGUCACCUGUCUGGUGACUGAUGGCAUUUUCUUAGCAGAAGUAGCAUCAUCUCAAAUGAAGUUGGAAUGCACUUGUGCCUUAUUACUUUAUCUUAAACGAGGUCAGACAAUUCAGGACUGUAGCCUCAUUCUCUCCAGAAAAGAUUCAUUUCGUUGCUGUUUUUAUCAUUUAAUCAUUAGUGUCUAUAAAGAGAGUAAAAGGGACUGUGCUGAGAGGGUAAUUAUUGUAAACUUUCAGUCUGGAAACAUUCCAGAAAUAUGUCUUAAAUCAGUUGUCAUGUAAUGUAAAUACUUAAUCAUAAACAUCUGUGUUCAGAUCAGG
Scatophagus argus is the source of this 4157-nucleotide messenger RNA. It is a transcript of the gene slc17a5, whose product is annotated as solute carrier family 17 member 5. Gene Ontology annotation, biological process: transmembrane transport; monoatomic anion transport. Gene Ontology annotation, molecular function: transmembrane transporter activity. Lineage: Eukaryota; Metazoa; Chordata; Actinopteri; Scatophagidae. The transcript is spliced from 11 exons. The record is from RefSeq and is a predicted model, not a curated record. Bases 331 to 1770 code for a protein of 479 amino acids.